AUGUCCCUUCACAUGUCGGAUUUAGCAGUGCAGCAUUACUUGGUGGAUCAGGUCAAGAAGCUGGUUGCAGCAACUUUUCCCUGAAUAUUUCCCCCCCUCCACCAGAAUAUGUCGUUGACCAACACAAAGACGGGCUUUUCUGUAAAGGACAUUUUGGACCUUCCUGACACGAAUGACGAAGAAGGAUCUAUCACCGGAGCGGAGGAAGACACGGAGGGAUCGGAGACCACAUCCACGACGAAAACCACUGGAGUUUUGGUGCAAAGUCCUCUAGAAAACGUUCAAAAUCUGCCUUUAAAGAACCCCUUUUAUGACAGUAGUGACAAUCCUUACACACGAUGGCUUGCUACUACGGACAGUAUUCAGUAUUCAUUGCACGGCCUCUCCGCCAGCUCGCAGGACUCAGCCAAGUCCCCGGAGCCGUCCGCAGACGACGAAUCGCCGGACAACGAUAAGGAAACUUCCAGCAGCGGCGGCAGCGACUCCGGCAAGAAGCGGAAAAGGAGGGUGUUGUUUUCCAAGGCGCAGACCUACGAGCUGGAGCGCCGCUUCAGACAGCAGAGGUACCUGUCCGCCCCAGAGAGGGAGCACCUGGCCAGCCUGAUCCGCCUCACCCCGACCCAGGUGAAGAUCUGGUUCCAGAACCACCGGUAUAAGAUGAAGAGAGCCCGGGCCGAGAAAGGUAUGGAAGUGACCCAUCUCCCUUCUCCCAGGCGGGUGGCCGUGCCCGUCUUAGUCAGGGAUGGAAAGCCUUGUCACACUCUUAAAGCUCAGGACUUGGCGGCCACUUUUCAGGCCGGGAUCCCCUUCUCGGCUUAUAGUGCCCAGUCACUCCAACACAUGCAGUAUAACGCGCAGUACAGCGCCGCGGCCACGGCACAGUUCCCCACAGCACAUCACUUGGUGCAAACGCAACAGUGGACUUGGUGA
Cheilinus undulatus (humphead wrasse) is the source of this 930-nucleotide messenger RNA. It is a transcript of the gene nkx2.2a, whose product is annotated as NK2 homeobox 2a. Lineage: Eukaryota; Metazoa; Chordata; Actinopteri; Labriformes; Labridae. The transcript has 3 exons. Gene Ontology annotation, cellular component: nucleus. The record is from RefSeq and is a predicted model, not a curated record. Gene Ontology annotation, molecular function: RNA polymerase II cis-regulatory region sequence-specific DNA binding; DNA-binding transcription factor activity, RNA polymerase II-specific. Gene Ontology annotation, biological process: regulation of transcription by RNA polymerase II; cell differentiation.